Scophthalmus maximus (turbot) is the source of this 2026-nucleotide messenger RNA. It is a transcript of the gene lrpap1, whose product is annotated as low density lipoprotein receptor-related protein associated protein 1. The transcript has 8 exons. Gene Ontology annotation, biological process: negative regulation of receptor internalization; negative regulation of very-low-density lipoprotein particle clearance. Gene Ontology annotation, cellular component: rough endoplasmic reticulum lumen; endoplasmic reticulum; cis-Golgi network. The record is from RefSeq and is a predicted model, not a curated record. Gene Ontology annotation, molecular function: heparin binding; very-low-density lipoprotein particle receptor binding; receptor antagonist activity. NCBI's taxonomy places the organism in Eukaryota, Metazoa, Chordata, Actinopteri, Pleuronectiformes, Scophthalmidae. The coding region runs from base 117 to 1160 and encodes 347 amino acids.
AUGACUUGUGAUGCUCGAGUGAGCUACAACAACACACUGGGUUUUUUUUUUUAGCCUAGCUUGUGUCUCUCGGCGCCUUUCCUGACGUCCGUUGUGUCGAGUUGUGUUUUUUUAAAAUGAAGCUGCGGUGUUUAGUCGCGGCUCUGUGCCUCGGUGUGGGAGUUAUGGCUGGGAAAUACUCCCGGGAAGUGAACGAGCACAAGACGAGCGGCGGUGAUGGACAGACGGUGGAGUUCAGGAUAGCCAAGCUGAACCAGGUGUGGGAGAAGGCUAAGAGGAUGCAGUUGUCCCCAGUGUGGCAGGCUGAGCUGCACAGCGAUCUGAAGAUCCAGGAGAAAGAUGAGAUGCAGUGGAAGAAGAUGAAGGUGGAGGAGCUGGAUGAGAACGGGGAGAGGGAAGCCCAGCUCAGACGUAACUUCAAUGUGAUCUUGGCCAAGUACGGGAUGGAUGGGAAAAGGGACACACGGCCGCUGGAGAGCAACUCCCUGAAGGACCAUGACACCAAAGAGGGUGACAUAUUUGAUGAUCCCAGGCUGAACAAGCUCUGGAACAAGGCCAAGAGCUCAGGGAAAUUCUCCAGCGAGGAGUUGCUAAGCCUUAAGCGGGAGUUCCAGCACCACAAAGACAAGAUCCACGAGUACAACAUCCUCAUGGACAUGGUCAGCAGGACUGAGGAAAUCCACAAGAAUGAGAUUUCUCCCCUGGAGGGUGAUGCCAAAGAGCAUGUGCUGCACCGGAAGCACACAGAGCUGAAGCAGAAAAUGAGAGAUCUCACCCAGGGCUUUGAGCGCCUCCGUAAGCUCAGCCACGAGGGUUUCACUGAAGACAGUGAGUUUCGGGAGCCUCGUGUGAUUGAACUGUGGGAGGCUGCCAAGAGAGCCAACCUCAGCGGAGACGAGCUGGACUCUCUCAAGGAGGAGCUGCAUCACUUCGAGACCAAGGUGGAGAAGCACAGCCAUUACCAGGAGCAGCUGGAGCUGUCCCACCAGAAGCUGCGACACGUCGAAUCUUUAGGAAACAAAGAGCACAUAAAGAGGAACCAGGAAAAGUACAACACACUCUCUGAGAAGACCAGGGAGAUGGGCUACAAGAUGAAGAAACAUUUACAGGAUUUGUCCAACAAGAUCUCCAGUCAGGGACUCGAGCACAAUGAGCUCUGAGAGGGUUAGAUCAUGGUCGUGACGUCGACGAAGGUCGAAUGAACAGAAAGAAUCCCUCUGUAACCACAUGAUGUGUGCUACCCCCCCCCCCCCAUCCCCUCUCAUCUACUGUACAAAAAUCAGUUUUUUGCAUUGAAGGUUUCCUUCUUUUCUAGUGUUAUUGUUGAUUUUACAAAUCACUGAAUUAACAAAUUUGUUUGUACAUACCAUGCAUAUGAGAGAUUUCUUACAAAUCAGCUGGAUGGUCACAUUUUCAGUCAGAUAAAAUAAAGAUCAGUUUACGUACUAGUCUGGUACUCUGCAGCAUAUGACUGGCAGGUGUGUAAGAAAUGUGUGAUUGUAGUACAAAAAACAGAAAAUGUGGCUUUGCUUCGACAGAGUGUAGGCGGUUUUUAUGAGAUGGAUGGCAGCAGUUGAGUCAACGUAACCAGAUGUAGUGAAGAUGGUGCAGGUCCUGGGGGACAGCAAACACUUGCAUCAGUAGACUUAUCGGCACAUCAGUGCCCAGACAAUUUAUUUUCACCUCUCUGUAGUUAGCUCUGCAAGUAAUAGAUAUCACAUCACACAAGCUUUUACUAUGUUACUGACUCAUACUUUGGUCCGCUGAAACAUUGUGAUGUUACUGUUAUUCUCCGAUCAAUAUAAAAUGAAGAAUUAUUUGCAGAUUCAGGUAAGAAGCACUGAAACCUUGAACUGUAACAGCAAAUCUUUAAUAUUCAAUAAGAUACAGGUGCCAACAACAUACAAAGAAUGAUAUUUUGAAAUUGUAAAUGCCGUAAAUGAAAGUGUUUACCAUUUACAAAAGCACUCUGACAAACAGGCUGUUCUUGAUUUUAAAAAUACAUAUAAUAAAUAUAUUCAUCAUC